AUGGCACAUUGUGGACUUAUUGACAUGGGUUUCUCAGGGAGUCGCUUCACAUGGUCAAAUAAAUUCAUGAAAGAACGACUUGAUCGCAACUUUCAAUCUGUACAAUGGAGAAGCAGGUUCCCAUAUAGCAGAGUAGUGACUCUAAGUCCAAAUGAGUCAGAUCAUUGUCCCUUACUGAUCGAAGUGAGCGCAGAGAAAAUUUCGCAUAAAAAAGGUCCAAGAAGGUUUCAGUUCGAGGAAAUAUGGCAUGGGAAUGAAAUGUGUAGCAAUAUUAUACAACAAGAAUGGGCAACGCCCACUACGGGUAAUGCAAUGCGACAACUUGGACACAAGAUUCAACAAGCAGGAAAAAAACUAAUGCAAUGGCACUCAACUGAAUUUGAUAAACAAAAGAUUGAGUUGAGAAUCAUUCAGGAGAAACUGUACGACAUUAUGAAACAGCCUUAUUCCCCUGAACAAUAUGAGGAGCAACGUCUUUUGCACAUCCAACACAGUAGUUUGCUUGCGCAACAGGAGAGGUAUUGGAGACAACGAUUCAGGGCCAUAUGGUUGAAAUAUGGCGACCGUAACUCUGCUUUCUUUCAUCGGCGGGCUAGUAACAGGAAAAGCCGCAAUACUAUUAAGGGGCUAGUUGAUGAGGAUGGGGUUUGGCAGAAUGACCCUUCUGAAAUCAAAAGGCUACUUAUGAGUUAUUUUACCCAAGUCUUCUCCACGGAAGGUGUGGACCGUGAUGCCCUAAAUGAAGUCAUUGCUGCAACACCAGUCAAGGUCACUGAUUGGAUGAAUGCCGAGCUUACUAAGCCAUAUACUGAUGAGGAAAUUCGUACGACGCUAUUCCAAAUGCACCCGUCUAAAAGUCCUGGACCGGACGGUAUGACUCCCUUUUUCUAUCAAAAGUAUUGGAAUAUAGUGAGUCUUGAUGUGUGUACUGCUGUUAGAAACCUGCUCACUAGUGGUGAAAUUUGGAAUGAGUCCAACUUCACACACUUAUGUCUGAUCCCAAAGAUUAAAGAUCCUAAAGAUGCAAAACAUUUUAGACCUAUUGCGUUAUGUAAUGUCAUAUGCAGAAUCAGCUCUAAAGUGGUUGCCAACAGGUUGAAAUACUCUAUUCUAAUUCAGGGUGAACCAACUUCCAUGAUCACUCCUACCCGAGGUAUACGACAGGGGGAUCCUUUAUCCUCUUAUCUAUUCAUCUUGUGUGCAGAAGGUCUGUCAGCUCUCAUAUCUAAGGCUAUUGAGUCAAAUGCCAUUGAGGGGCUUAAAAUGUGUCCACAUGCUCCUACUUUACACCAUCUGUUUUUCGCAGAUGAUAGCUUUUUGUUUGGAACAGCUAAUGAGCAAGAAUGUAUUCAAUACCGAAGAGUGCUUAAUGUCUAUGAGAAUGCUUCAAGACAACAAGUAAACUUUCAGAAAAGUAGUGUUGUAUUCAGCAAUAAUGUCCUUCAGGACAAACAGAUGAAGCUAGCUGAUAUUUUGCAGGUUAAAUGUGUGAAAGAGCAUGAUCGGUAUCUUGGUUUGCCUCUGAGAGUGGGCAGAUCCAAAACAGCAAUUUUUGCAUACAUUAAAGAGAAGUUGUCAAAGAAGUUGAUUAGUUGGAAGUCUAAUAUUCUGAGCUCUGCAGGCAAGGAGACUCUGAUCAAAGUUGUUGCCCAAACAAUGCCAUUAUAUGCCAUGAACUGUUAUCUACUACCAAAGGGUCUCUGUGAUGACAUUCACCAACUUUGUGCCUCCUUUUUUUUGGGCGAUACUGAGGAGAAAAAGAAGAGUCAUUGGCGGAGUUGGGAAAGAUUGUGUCUCACAAAACAUGAAGGAGGUAUGGGUUUUAAAAAUAUUUAUGGAUAUAAUUUAGCUAUGUUAGCAAAACAGGGAUGGAGAUUAAUAUACAACCCUAAUUCUCUCAUUGCUCAAUUAUACAAAGCUCGCUACUAUCUAAAUGACUCCUUUUGGGAGGCUGAAUUAGGGGAUGCCCCUUCAUUUUCAUGGAGGAGUAUACUACAGGGUAGACCUGUAUUACAUGUGGGGAUACACUGGCGUGUAGGAGAUGGUUGUGAUAUAAAUAUAUGGAGGGAUAAGUGGAUUCCCAACUGUGCACAGUAUUUAAUUCACAAACCACCACACUGUACUUUGAAACAGGUCUCGAAGCUAAUUGAUGUUGGCAGUCGAUCUUGGAAGGAAGAUGUGAUUAGAGGUGUCUUUCCUUCUGAUAUUGCAGACAAAAUAUUAUGCAUUCCCUUAAGCAUGAGAACUAUGGGACACCAGGGUGACCCUUUUCUUCCUCUCUGGAAGCGUCUUUGGCAAGCAAACAUCCCUGGGAAAGUGCAAAUCUGUUUAUGGAGGGCUUGCAAUGAUUUACUUCCUACAAAGGCAACCUUACUUCGGAAAGGAUACACAGGAGACACGAAUUGUUUGCUUUGCCUAGCCAAGUUUGAAGAUAAAGCUCACAUAUUCUGUAAGUGCCCAACUGCUCAAACUAUACUUUCACCUCCUCCUUUUAAUCUGCAACCGAGCUUACUUCCAAGCAUCGAUUUCAAAGAAUGGAUGCUAGACCAUGCUCUCAAUCUCAGGCUUGAUACUUUUGACAAGCUUCUCAUGGUCAUUUGGGCCCUUUGGAAGAACAAAAAUAAUAAAUUUGGGCUUGGAACUUGUCAAUCUCCAAAUGAUAUUGUGUUUGGCACUUUGUCGUGGCUGGAUGAGUUUCGAAAAGCCCAGAAUGCCAAGCACAAACCAAUUGAAAAACCAAGAAGAACAUGGAAGCCUGAUGCUCAAGGUAGAUGGAAAGUCAAUAUAGAUGGCAGUUUUCUCCCUAACCAAACAAGAGGUGGACUGGGAGGUGUACUGCAUGAUGCUCAAGGCUCUUUCAAGGCAGCUUUUGUCAUGCCAGUCCAACAUGUUGCAGGGGCUAAGCAAGUGGAACUCCUUGCGCUAAAAACAAGUUUAGAGCUGCUUCAAGCCUUUCCCAACCAACCGGUUGUUAUUGAAACAAAUUGUCUCGAGGCAACUACCGACUUGGCUAAUCCUAGAUAUGAUAUGCUGGAGUAUGCUGGAAUCCUUGAUGAUAUCACACUAGCUUUACAAGCCAAACCGGAAGUGCAAAUCAACUUUGCCCCUAGAUUGUGCAAUAUGGUGGCCCAUCGCCUAGCCAGUCUAGCUUUUGAAGACCAUUAUAGUUCAGUCUAG
Rosa rugosa (rugosa rose) is the source of this 3177-nucleotide messenger RNA. RefSeq lists its product as uncharacterized. Gene Ontology annotation, molecular function: nucleic acid binding; RNA-DNA hybrid ribonuclease activity. The transcript is spliced from 3 exons. The record is from RefSeq and is a predicted model, not a curated record. Bases 1 to 3177 code for a protein of 1058 amino acids. NCBI's taxonomy places the organism in Eukaryota, Viridiplantae, Streptophyta, Magnoliopsida, Rosales, Rosaceae.